AUUUUGAGCGGAUAAAUUGGAUUGUGAUAUAUUUUGUUUUGUUGGUUUUUCCCCCCUGAAGAAUGAAUCGUUUGUAGAAAUAAAUAAAUAAAAGCUGCUGCACCGUACGGGCUCAUCCUACAAUCACCGCGGAACGGGAUUCAUUCAGCCGAGGCGAGCGGAGCACAGCCUGGUGAGACGAUGCCAGCGACGUAAAAAUCACAACAUCUGCAGGGUGUGCAGCCAAGGCUGCUGGAUUAAGCCUCAGGAGAAGGACUGGGCCUUUGUAGGCUACAUACAGUAAGGCUACAGAAAAGCCCAUGGGACGGCUGUUGCCUUCACCAUACUGCGAGAGAAGGUAAAAUAAGGACAGUUGUAUUCUCGGAGGCCUUUGGAGAACACAGCCUGCUGUUCAUCAUGACAGAUUGACAUUUACAGGGUUUUGCGGUGCGUUUUCAUACACGACCUCAUUAAGGCAUCCACUGAGUUCCGCACAAAUUAGGACUGAAGUACUAGCGCCGUGAAAAACCCCAUCUAUAUAAAGGUAUCACAUGUUUGUGCCAUGAUUUGGCCUCCGGUGCUGUCGUGAUUGCACACAUGACAUCUGGAACACACUGGAUGCAGAUGAAGAUAAGGAUGUGGUGCCUCUGUGUUGAGCAUUGAAGCACCCAACUAACUCAGCGCUUUUAAUAGAUUCUCAGGUACACUCCAGGUGUAGGGUUUUUUUAUUAUAGAAAAUGGGUAGCGAAGGUGAGAUCAUAAAUAGAGAACUGUCAAAGAUGUCUGACGAGGACUUGCUGGCGUGCUCCAAAGAGGAGCUGGUGAGCCGGCUGCGUAAAGAGGAGUCGGAUAAAAUAUCAGCUCUCAUCCAGCGAGGACGGCUGAUAAAAGAGGUAAACAAACAGCUGCAGGGACACCUCCUUGAAAUCAGGGAACUGAAAGUCAUCAAUCAGCGCCUGCAGGAGGAAAACGUGGAGCUGCGGGACCUAUGCUGCUUCCUGGACGACGACCGGCUCAAAGUGAAGAAGCUGGCCAGGGAAUGGCAGUUGUUCGGGCAUCACGCAGCCAAAGUGAUGCGGGAGGACCUGGGCGGUUAUUUGAAAAAGCUCGCCGACCUGGAGCGCAUGCAGGACGGGCUGGUGAAGGAGAAUCUGGACCUGAAGGAGCUGUGCCUGGUCCUGGAGGAGGAGUGUGUGAGCAGGAGUGACUCCAGCCCUGGGGGGUCCACCGAGCUUAACAUGCCCUGCAUGGUGGCCCGGGACCUCGGGGACGGAAGCUCGAGCACAGGCAGCGUGGGAAGCCCAGACCAGCUUCACCUGGUGUGCUCACCUGAUGACUGAUGGCAGGUUUAUGUCAGCUGUCAGGGCUUCUGCGACACAAAUGAGGAAGUUGUAGACUAGGAGUGAUAUGAUUGACUGAAUGGAGACGCAGAAGCUUUGUCAGACAGUACAAAUUAAAUUGGUGCAAAAGCAUGAGGGCCUUCUGAAUGCUGCAAAGAUGUGCGUGCCACUAGGUUUUGACUUGACAAAGAUUCUACCACAAUAGACAUUUUCAGGACUUUACAAAGACAUUUAAUAGGUGUUUGCCAGAUGACAAUGUAUCUAAAUUUUACAGUGUUUUUUCUAAUGAGUCUUCUGUUUUUUCAGAAAUUCUCCUUUUUCAGUGGUCUGUUGAAAAAAAAAAAGGGUCACAUAUAUAAAUUUAUCUCAUGCACUGGACUAGUCAACACUGGUAGAAGCCUUUUUCUCUUGCACUGGACAGCGUUAUGAUGGAUCUAAAGAUUCAUUUCAAUCCAGUUUGAGCCAUAUUUAGUCCACUGAAUUCCAGUAGCACUGAAAUAGACCAGUUGUGAUAAAAGAACAUAUGAAACUAUUUGAUAUUUGCUUUUGCUAGAUGCCCAAUAAUGUGUAAUAUUUUAUGCACUCUCUUCCUCAGGACAGGAUUGGAGUGCCAUAUGUGCAUGAUGAUUGUCACAAUUUGUACAGGCUUGUUAACCAGUCUGAUGUGAAGGCCCUUCAGGUUUACUGUGGGUGGGGCUGCUGUGCAUAAUGUACAUGUGCUAGAGCCAGGGCAGAGCCAGCACACUUGUUAAGGUUUUGAAUCAGACAUGAUCGAUGUCCCUGGACCUCACUCAGAGCUGAAUAAGUUCUGUCACUUUUUUAAAUCCAACUGAAAACUCUUUGUAUCAAACUGGAAGGUCUAUAAGUUUUAAUGAUUUAUAUUCUAUUCUAUUCAAACCAAGCUGUUUAAAUUCACUUGUAUUACAUUUUUUAAAUUACGUUGUUGUUGUUGUUGAUGUGCAAUUAGCAUACAUGCACAGAGUUUGUUUAAGUUGGCAAUGGUCGGCUUCAUCUCCUGUAACUCAUGCUUUCUAUUUACCCUGUAACAUUAGGGAUAAUCUUAACUUUGACCCUUCUUUAUCUUGAUUUAGCUGUAUUAACUAGCAUUACUAACCGAUUUCAUUUAAAAUCAUAGAUACAUGGAUUAGAAAAGAUUUAUUUUGUCGUUAGCUGUUUAUUGGUGGGCUAUGCUCGUAGUGCAUUGAAGAGCUUUAAAUACAGUGGGUAUGACACUU
This is a messenger RNA of Micropterus dolomieu (smallmouth bass), 2554 nucleotides long. It is a transcript of the gene ccdc85b, whose product is annotated as coiled-coil domain containing 85B. Gene Ontology annotation, cellular component: nucleus. The transcript has a single exon. NCBI's taxonomy places the organism in Eukaryota, Metazoa, Chordata, Actinopteri, Centrarchiformes, Centrarchidae. Gene Ontology annotation, biological process: negative regulation of DNA-templated transcription. The coding region runs from base 717 to 1319 and encodes 200 amino acids. The record is from RefSeq and is a predicted model, not a curated record.